Molecule: messenger RNA, 427 nt
Organism: Racocetra persica
Lineage: Eukaryota; Fungi; Glomeromycota; Glomeromycetes; Diversisporales; Gigasporaceae
Source: the annotation of a GenBank genome assembly
UGCUCGUGAAAUACAAGAAUUAUGGAAUAAGGAAAAAAAUCAAACUGUCUCUAUUUUUACAAUACGUCAUGCUUUGAAAAAAACUGGUCUUCGUUUAUGUGUUGCUCAUGAGUCUUUUUUUAGACAAUUUUCGUCAAGUCAUAAUAUCAGAGUUUGGCGUAUUCCUGCUGAAGAAUUUGAUGAAUUAUUAGGAUCAAUUAUUCCUAUUCAUGGCCAUAUAACUGGUAAAGUAUACACACAACUUAUGAGAAAAUAUGGUAUCUCUGCUAUACAUCAACUAGUUUCUAAUGGAAAAGAUAUUUUUCAACAAGAUAAUAUGCUCUCUUACAAAUCCAGAAAAGCUAUAGAUUUUUUUGAUAAUACUGGUAUUUCCAUCUUACCUUGGCCACUGCAAAGCCCAGACUUAAACCCAUUAGAGAACCUUUAG